AUGUCCACCGACGUGCAGCUGCCCGAAAACCUCUCCAGCUAUUCGUCGACGCAGAGACAGCGUCAUCAUUCGGCAAACUCCGACGAAUCGAGAUCCGGAUCGCCGUCAUCUCCCAAACCGGCGUCCCUGAACGCCAACAGCUUGGCCGCGUCCGCUCUUAUGCUGCAGCAGAUGUAUCCUCAUUUCCAGGAUCGGAGACUGCUCGAUGAACAUCAAUCUCCCACGAACUUCAAUGCAGCUGCCCUCUGCGAUCAGUUCUGCAAUGUCAUCAAUGGCUUUCGGGGAGGGCCAAACUUCCAGGACCCUCGAAAAUCGCCCGGAGUCCCAUGCAGUCGGCCUUCCGUAGACGCUACUGAGUGCAGACUGAUCGAUUAUCGCGGCGAAAAAGUUGCGGCGUUCGCGUACCAGGGCGACUACCUGCUUUGCCUACCACAGGCGUUUGAACUUUUUCUCAAGCACCUCGUAGGUGGCCUGCACACCGUCUAUGCCAAGCUCAAGCGACUUGGCAUCAGUCCGAUCGUUUGCAACGUUGAGCAAGUGCGAGUCCUGCGCGGUCUCGGAGCAAUCCAACCCGGUGUCAACCGCUGCAAACUGCUCGCCUGUAAGGACUUCGACGUGCUCUACAAGGACUGCACCACGGCGAGGCCGGGAAGACCUCCUGGAAGAGCUUCACUGGUGGGGCUUAGCGGAGUUGGCGCGACAAGCCCCGCCGGUCACGGAGGAUAUCCACCUUUGAUGUCAGUGGGAAAAUCUGGGACGACUCAUUCGAAUCUCCCACAUUCAGGCAACCCGUUCGGUUCAGAGCACCACACAGCUCUCGAACAAAACGCAGCUGGUUUCGAAUUCCGCCGAGAGGCUCGAGAUGGCGAUGAAAGUAGACAGCCCUCUGAACGGCAGAGCCCACAGGAGCACGCAAGCCGAAACGAACACCCGAACCAUCUGAAGCAAGAACUUCGGAGCGACGAGGAAACACCGACCCCAGGCAUGAUCGGGAACAACCACGACAGCGAAGGGAUGAACAUACAGGCCAUGCUCUUUAAAGCUAUGUGGAAUCAACAACAAGGUCCCGGUGCGCAGGACAACAAGGGACAAGGGUUCCCUCAGGGACUGGCCCUCGCGAAUUUGCCCAGACUGGCGAACGGUCCUGCUGGACAGCAGUUUGCCGCCAUGGAGCUCAUGAUGGGCCUGCAGCACAACCCACAUGUCGCCGCUGCGGCCGCCGCGUACCAACAACAGCUGCUGCAGGCGGCUUCGUUGGCCCAGCACAUGAAGGGCAAGGAGAACGGAGCCGAGCGGAACAGGUCGAGAUCUCCCGAGCUGAAAACGAAAGAGUUCCGAUCCCGGGAAAGCGAAAGUCCUGCCACGGGCGGCCACCAUCAACGAAGCGAUCACCACCAGUCGAGAAAGAGUUCGUUCGAGAGCGCGAAGAAAAUCCAGAACAAUAACAACAAUAAUAACAUAAACUCGACACAAGUAUCUCCAAACGCCCUCGCCGACGGCAACGCGCUAAACCUGUCUUCGGCCAAGGACAAGAAAAGAUCACGUUCAGUCAGCAGUGACGAAGGAAGCCUUUCCGAUGGAGCCCUUAGCGAGCUCAGCGGAAAUUUAGACGAUGACACCUCGAACUACGGAGACGAUGACGAACUAGAGAAGGCGACACAUUCUCCGAAGCGCGAUCGUGAAGACGCACUGUCUACCUCCAGCCGAGACUCCGCUGCCGGUGUUCGCGUAAUGCAACAUGCCAACGGACUCGAACGCCACGCUAGGGACAGCAAUCACAGUGUCCCCACACCGAUUACUCUCAUGCAGCAGCAUCUUUCCAUCGAUAGGACACCUCCACCCAGUUCACCCACUCAUUUAGGCGGUAAUGCUGGCGGUGGCGGCGGCAGCAGCAGCACGGCCACCGCCAACCUCCCUAACGCGAGGCUCCAUCACCACGGAAACAAUGUGCAUAAUUCUGUUGGAAGCCCAGUCGGCUCAAUCGAGGCGCUCCUUCAGAAUAUUCUCGGCCUGCUAAAAGUGGCCGAAGAGAAUGCCAGAACCCAGGAGCAGCAGAGACACAUGGAGAAGGCCGAACUCAAGGUGGAGAUCCUUCGUGAGAGGGGCAUCCGAGAGCAAUUGGAGAAGCAACUGCUGGAGGAACAGAACCGACGGAUUUUCUACCAGAAAAGAUUGCGACGCGAAAAGAGAUGCCGUCGACAAAUGCAAGAGCAGAUCGACAACAAGCGUAUCAAACUCGCUUCGGAUUCGGUCGACGAAGAAAAGGGCGAAGAUUCGGAAAGGGUUUCCAAGGCGACCGCUGCUGCCCCUGUCGAGAGUCCAUCGACUGUAAAUCUCAACGGAACUCUACCAUCGUCGUUAGAGCCGGCGCUUUCCGCGAUGGACGCCGCCGGCGCGUCGACGGUAACCGAAAGCCACGCCCGAUGAAAUCUGAUGGCCAGCGAUGACGAUGAUUUCG
This is a messenger RNA of Galendromus occidentalis (western predatory mite), 2458 nucleotides long. RefSeq names its product dachshund homolog 1-like. The record is from RefSeq and is a predicted model, not a curated record. Gene Ontology annotation, molecular function: RNA polymerase II cis-regulatory region sequence-specific DNA binding; DNA-binding transcription factor activity, RNA polymerase II-specific. The transcript is spliced from 5 exons. Lineage: Eukaryota; Metazoa; Arthropoda; Arachnida; Mesostigmata; Phytoseiidae. The coding region runs from base 1 to 2427 and encodes 808 amino acids. Gene Ontology annotation, biological process: regulation of transcription by RNA polymerase II. Gene Ontology annotation, cellular component: transcription regulator complex; nucleus.